AUGGAUGGAAAUAUUUACUAUGACGAAGAGAUCAUAACCCCAACUACUACUAGAAUAGACGGGAAACCAACACUUGGUUCUUUUUUUAAUAAGGAUGGUUUAUUAUUGGCAACGUAUGGAUGGUUGGUUCGGAAUGCUAUAGGUAUUAUAGUAAUGAUUCAUGGUCUUGGUUCACAUGCAAGAUUAAACUUUCUGAGGCACAAUGUUGAAAUCGUGGAUAACUCCAAAGUUAUAUUAAAAGAUGAAAACAAUUUUUACGUGUACAAAAAUAGCUGGAUAGAGCAUUUUAAUAAUAUGGGGUGUUCUGUGUAUUCCUUAGAUUUACAAGGACACGGAUUGUCCGAUGGGUGGAACAACUUAAGACUUAAUAUUAACGAAUUUGAUGAUUUAGUGCUUGACGUAAUACAAUAUCUUAAUAUAAUUAAUGAUGAAUUAUGUUUAGAAGAAGAAAUAAAUGCAUCGAAGGCAACUUGGGAAGACGUUAAGGAUUGUGCUACGCUAUGUGAUGGCGACAAUGACCGUAAUAUUGAUGAAUGUAACAGAAACAGGCGGAGUGAUAAUGAUCCCAGAAGAAACAAGGAUCUCCAACGUGAUAAAGAUGCCAGAAAAAAUAAGCCUCUCCAACGUGAUAAUGAUCCCAGAAAAGACAAGCAUCUCCAACGUGAUAACGGCCCCAGAAAAGACAAGGAUCUCCAACGUGAUAAUGAUCCCAUCCAACGUGAUAAUGAUCCCAGAAAAGACAAGCAUCUCCAACGUGAUAACGGCCCCAGAAAAGACAAGGAUCUCCAACGUGAUAAUGAUCCCACAAGAGACAAGAAUUCCCAACGUGAUAAUGAACGCUGCUGUAAUAAAGAAUCGAAGACACAAAACAAUGGAAAAAGAAAAUUAAACAUUCAAGGAUGUAUUGCAUUAUCAAGUAUGAUUCGUUUUCAUAAAAUAGGUUCACCACGUUCAUAUAAAUAUAAAUAUUUUUAUUUACCAUUCUCAAGAUUAAUUAGUGGCUUCUUUCCAACGACAAGAGUUGUUAGAAACAGGAGAUUUAAAAGAUGUCCCUAUAUGAAUGAUAUUGUUAAUUAUGAUAAAAUUAUAUACAGAAAGGGGGUCACCUUAAAAUAUUUAUAUGAACUUCUAAAAGCAAUGAGUAACUUAGAGCAUGAUAUGGAAUUUAUCCCCCGUGAUAUUCCUAUAUUGAUAAUUCAUUCUAAAGAUGAUAUUAUAUGUGGUUACAAAGGUGUACUAGUAUUUUUUAAUAGAUUACGUAAUGAUAAUAAGAAAUUGAUCACGGUAGAAAAAGUGGAUCACUCAUUGACCGCAGAGCCUGGGAACGGAAAGGUCUUGGAAAGCAUCGCAGAUUGGAUUGCACAUUUAAACACAAAGAAAAAACUGGCCGAACCUUUAGGGAAAAACUAA
Messenger RNA from Plasmodium inui San Antonio 1, 1410 nucleotides. RefSeq lists its product as hypothetical. Bases 1 to 1410 code for a protein of 469 amino acids. The transcript is spliced from 3 exons. The record is from RefSeq and is a predicted model, not a curated record. Gene Ontology annotation, cellular component: membrane. Lineage: Eukaryota; Apicomplexa; Aconoidasida; Haemosporida; Plasmodiidae. Gene Ontology annotation, molecular function: lipase activity.